AUGCGAAUACAAUUAAAUGGAGUCUCACUCCUCGUUUCUACACUAACCGGCCUGGCAUCUGCCACCGGAUUUGACUGCGCGCACAUCAAAGUCGACAAUUACAAAUACGACCUGAGUCCACUAAAAGGCGUCCACGAAGUGACUCACAGCGUGACGACAGAUGACUACGUGACGAAUACAACCUACCGACUGAAUAUCUGCAAUAUCCUCGGAUCUGCAGCCCGAUAUGGCGACGCGACGUGCGGGACUAGCAAAACUGUGUGUGGGUUUGUCCACCGAGUCGCAAAAGACGGAAAUGGUGGUUCAACGUUCGGCUUCCCCAUCGUCGGUCUCGACCCUGUCGGCCAUGGCACUAUGAAUCCCGAGGUGAAGCGGUUGAAGGAUAUCGAUCCGGAGACUGAGGGACUGCGCGUCAAGCUCGAAGGCGGGUCAUAUAAAGGAGAUGCGAAUGACCAGAAGGCUAAGAAGGCUGGUGCGAUCAUUGAGUUCCAAUGCGACCAUGAGCGAUCUGGAUUGGAGGGUCUGCAUUCCCUUGCGGAUGAUGCGCAGCCGAAAGAGCGCCGGAGAGCGGACGGCGGGGAAGAAGGCGUUGCGCCGGCUGGAAAUAGCAGCAGUCUGCAGUUCAAGAGCUUUGGUCCCACGGAUGACGAUAUGUACAUCCUGAGACUGGAUUGGCGCACAAAGUACGCAUGCGACGAGUAUGAGAAGGAGAAGGGCGAUAAUCCCAGCUCCAAUAGCUGGGGCUUUUUCACCUGGUUGAUUAUCAUUGCCUUCCUCUGCACCGCCGCCUACCUCAUCUUCGGCUCCUGGCUCAACUACAAUCGCUACGGUGCCCGUGGCUGGGACCUCCUCCCACACUCAGACACCAUCCGCGAUAUCCCCUACCUCUUCCAGGACUGGCUCCGUCGUGUCAUCAAUACUCUGCAAGGAGCAGGCUCGCGCGGUGGAUACAGCGCGGUAUGA
This is a messenger RNA of Penicillium bovifimosum, 963 nucleotides long. Its product is annotated as autophagy-related protein 27. NCBI's taxonomy places the organism in Eukaryota, Fungi, Ascomycota, Eurotiomycetes, Eurotiales, Aspergillaceae. The record is from RefSeq and is a predicted model, not a curated record. The coding region runs from base 1 to 963 and encodes 320 amino acids. The transcript has 3 exons.